Messenger RNA from Cannabis sativa, 1530 nucleotides. RefSeq lists its product as uncharacterized. Gene Ontology annotation, cellular component: extracellular region. The record is from RefSeq and is a predicted model, not a curated record. Lineage: Eukaryota; Viridiplantae; Streptophyta; Magnoliopsida; Rosales; Cannabaceae. Bases 1 to 1530 code for a protein of 509 amino acids. The transcript has a single exon.
AUGUCAUCAUCUACAAUAUCUAGUGGAUGGCCAAGGUUUGUGGUUCUGAAAUCAGUUUUCAAGAGCUAUACAUAUAACUACGACAGCACCUAUUUGCGACAUAUAACUAAGAAAGAGAGCGUCGCAAAAGGGGUGCCACCAACGUUUUUGGCUUUUGAUGGAAAGGACAUUACGAGUCCUUUGGUGAAAUUCGAACUAAUAAGUGCACAAGAAAACCCGGAAUGGGUUCACAUAAGGUGCUGCCACAACAACAAAUUCUUGGCCAUGCAAGUCAACAAGGAUAAUGUAAAUGAUCCGUGGCUCAUUCUUGCCUCCUCUGACGACCCCAUAGAAGAAGAUUCGCCUGAAAAACCAGGUACCUGGUUCCAAGUAACCAAGGAUAGUGAUAAUAGUUUCAAAUUUACACAUGUUGCCACUCAGCGUUGCACUGCAUUCUAUCAUGAUAGCUUGUAUGCGUUUUCAAGCAUCCCACCGGCUGAUGGUGGUGAUAAAAUGACGGAGUUUGAUAUCUUGGAUUGGGAGUCGCUUGUUUUAUUUCCCAAAACUGCUACUGUCGCCUUCCUUGGCCCCAAUAACAAAUAUCUCAGUUGCAAUAGGGACCAUUACAAUGUUAUGUUGUAUAACUCAGAUGACAUUACUGAUGCGAGUGUGGCACAUCAGAUCUUUGUCGUUGGUGAUGGUUAUAUCCGGAUAAAGAACAUUUCCACUGGAAUGUUCUGGACCCGUGUUGAUUAUGGCUGGAUAAGUGCUGUAGCUGAUUACCGCGACACAAACACCUCACUUUUUUGGCCUGUAAAAGUCGCCGACAGCGCUGUGGCCCUCCUCUAUAAAAAUUACACAAGUAGCGAGGAUAGAUACAUCCAAAUUUGUACUGAUGAUAAAUACACCGAUGUUCUUAAGGCCAAUGGUCCCAAAAUUAACUCUUAUACGAAGUUGGUAGUGCUUGAGACCGCUGGUUCUAGGAGUAUAUACGGGAUCGAUUUUCGACCAGAGGAGGGAAGGAUCUACAAUGUCAAAGCCCUAGAAAAGGCCCAUGCAUCCGCUGAAAACCACGACGAGAAAGAGGAUAACACUAUAAGCCUCACAUUUUCCUACAAGAAUUCAAGCUCUACUACUUUCAGCGCUAGCGUUUCCCUAAAGGUAGGUGUCCAAACAUCUCUCGAAGUUGAUGAAAUUCCAUUGGUUGCUAAAGAGAAGAUUGAAUGUUCUUAUGAGUUGACCGGAACAGUUGGAUGGCAAAAAACUAAUACAGUUGAAACUACAACUGAAUCUACCUACACGGUAAAAGUGCCUCCUAUGACAAGAACAAUAGUUACUCUUGUAGCGACACAAGGAAUGUGUGAUGUUCCCUUCUCUUAUACUCAGCGCGAUAUUCUACAUGACGGAACUGUCAUCAUCCACAAGCUGAAUGACGGAAUUUUCACGGGUUUGAAUACGUUCAACAUGGAUUUCAUUGCUCGAAACGAAAAGCUGCCACCAAAAGAUGAUGAUAAUACUUCAUCUGUUCAAAAUUGCAUUACAAAAUAUUGA